UGUCCGGUGCAUACGAUGUACAGUGUGCGAACGAUCCGCGAGGCGCCUCCUUCUGGACCCUUACCCCCGGUCUGUUCCUAUUCACCACGCACUAUAGCAAAUUCGCGAUGCUCUCUUCAAGCCUUCCGCGGCAUUGUGCUCGCAUUUCUCGUGCGGUUGUCGGCUCGGAAAGUAUCUUCUGGCUUGAGCUGUCGCGUUAGACAAGAUUUCGGACCUUCCAAAAAAUUGAAGCAAAACAUCCAUCUCGGCAAAAUGAUAAAUUUUCUGUCCCUUCUGGUGCUUACUCUGACUUGCGUAAUUGUCCACGCCCAACAAACAUCUGAUCAAAAACCUGUUUUUGGGCAGACGUUUGACGAAAUCGUGGUCUCGUCGGAUCUGAAUGUCAGAAGAAAAUCCAAAGAAAGCCGUCAAGGUAAAAGGUUGACCAAUAUACCUUCAGGAACCACGGGUCCACCAGAAAAAUCCACCGUGCUCGCGUCCAGGUUCAUUUCGAAUGACGGCAGUCAAAUUACUUGGGAAAAAACCCAAACGAAACGUGAAAUUUCAAAUUUGCAGAAGAGGUAUCUGGACAUGGGCAUCACAGGAUUCUUGCUGAACUCUCGGAAACGAUGAAAUUUCUAUUCCGAGGACAACCGCACGAUCCUCACAUACCCAUUCCGACCAUACUUUUCGGACAACUUUCGGACCAUGGCUCAUGUAACAAAAAGAAUAAUAAAAAUUUUCUGUGUCACAGCAAUA
Bombus huntii is the source of this 738-nucleotide messenger RNA. RefSeq lists its product as uncharacterized. Bases 16 to 612 code for a protein of 198 amino acids. NCBI's taxonomy places the organism in Eukaryota, Metazoa, Arthropoda, Insecta, Hymenoptera, Apidae. The record is from RefSeq and is a predicted model, not a curated record. The transcript is spliced from 4 exons.